AUGAUUGAGGAGCUAGAGGGCAUGGAGGGGCUGUUUGAUGACGAUGAACAAAAUGAGGUUGAAGGAGAGGAGCAAGAAGGUCAAAGGGGGAAGAAUGAGGUUGAGAAGCUACCACUUGACGACGUCGAGCUAAAUGUCGAUGAUUACAUCGUCGACCCAGAUUACGACAUAUGGGACGGCGAUGAAGAUUUGAUAACGGAGCUUAGAUCGACGGGCCAAUAUUAUGAAGAGGGAUCAGAUGCCCAACAUGAGGAUGAUGUAGAUGUUGGAUCUUCACAGAGAUCUGGUGGGAGACCAAAGGGUGAGAGUCAGGCAGAAUUUCGCCCGGGGGGCGUUGAAAAAACUAUAAAUCCAGAAGUUGACGAGGAGGAGGAGGAGGUGGACUCGGACUACAUUGCUUCUGAUGAUAACAACACGGCUUUCGAGUCUGACGGUGACGGUCGGGUGAAGUUCAGGAUGUUCAACGAGGAGACAGAGAUGGAAAAUCCAACCUUCAAGAAUGGAUUGCAAUUUGUGAACAGAGAGCAGUUCAAGAGAGCAUGUAGGCAGUGGGGCAUCAAACAUAGGUAUCAACUGCACUUUCCUGUGAACGAGAAGACCCGUUUUAGGGCCAAGUGCUACGACAAGAGUGACAAGGUACCUAAGUGUCGGUUUGAAAUAUUUGCAUCCAAGAAAAACAUGUCAGAUCCGGAUGAUGAAAUAUUCCUAGUGAAGAGCCUGAACUUGGUACACACUUGCCCGAAGAAAAGAACGAAUUUCCACAUGACCAGUGCCUAUCUGGCUGAGUUUAGGGCCAAUCCAGAUUACAACCCUGAGCAGUUUGUUGCUAAGAUUGCACGGGAGCUGAAGCAGAAGAUCAGUGUGCACACGGCACGAAGAGCACGACUCAGGGCUGUAAGAAAAUUGGAGGGGGAUGAGGAUGGGCAGUAUGCUAAGUUGUAUGACUAUCGAAGGGAGGUCCUUCGAACCAAUCCGGGGAGCACAAUGGAUUUUAAAGAGCCUCGAGGAAAGUUUGAAGGUAUGUACAUGUGCCUGGCUGGAAUGAAGAAUGCCUUCCGGAAUGGGCUAAGGCAGAUCGUUUGUCUCGACGGUUACUGGUUGAAGGGGAAGUAUGGGGGUCAGUUGCUAUCUGCAACUGGGAUCGACCCCAAUGAUUGCAUGUAUCCCCUGGCUAUGGCAUGGGUGAAGGUUGAGAAUAUUGAAAACUGGAUGUGGUUUUUGGAGCUAUUGAAGGCUGAUUUGCAUCUGGGCAACAUGACAACCUUCAUGUCAGACAAACAUAAGGGCCUUGUACAUGCACUGGACGAGCUUUUUCCACAUUCAGAGCAUAGGUUUUGCUGGAGGCAUCUAUGGGCAAAUUUCAGAACCACCUUCCACUUGCAACAUUUAAAGCUACUUAUAUGGAACAUUGGGAUUGCAACCUACACAUCCAAAUUGAAUGCUGCCAUGAAAGUUUUGGAGAAUACUCAUACGGCGGGCUACAACUGA
Molecule: messenger RNA, 1488 nt
Organism: Mercurialis annua (annual mercury)
Lineage: Eukaryota; Viridiplantae; Streptophyta; Magnoliopsida; Malpighiales; Euphorbiaceae
Exons: 3
Coding region: 1-1488 (495 amino acids)
Source: RefSeq, a predicted model, not a curated record